AUGGAAGAGUCCAUCGCCUCGGGCACUCCAAUGGACAAGGCCGGCGCCUAUGCUGUCCAGGACACCGGCUUUAGACCAGCUACCCUGCAGGGUGGAUGUUAUACCAACGUGGUGGGGCUACCUCUUUGCCGGCUUAUGGAGAUGCUGGAAGAACUGGGCUAUCCUGUGCCCUCCGACAUGCCGGAGUCAGUGGGCGGGCAGUGUUUCGGACAUUGCCCGUUUAAAGGAUCCGAGGCGGAACAGAAAUGA
Messenger RNA from Geodia barretti, 249 nucleotides. Lineage: Eukaryota; Metazoa; Porifera; Demospongiae; Tetractinellida; Geodiidae. The record is from the annotation of a GenBank genome assembly.